Molecule: messenger RNA, 1783 nt
Organism: Microcebus murinus (gray mouse lemur)
Lineage: Eukaryota; Metazoa; Chordata; Mammalia; Primates; Cheirogaleidae
Source: RefSeq, a predicted model, not a curated record
AGCCGGGCAGACCUGGCUGGCGAGGGAGUGCUGGAGCACUGUGCAGCGCGAGGGCCCAGAGGCACACUGCCAGGGAGAGCCCGAGAUCCUGACACGAUGAGGAAGCAUCUGGGCGGAUGGCGGCCGGCCAUUGUCUUUAUCCUGCUCUUCAGCCACCUCGCCGUGGUCAAGGCCAGGGGCAUCAAGCACAGAAUCAAGUGGAACCGGAAGCCCCUGCCGAGCACGGUGCACAUCACCGAGGCCCUGGUGGCGGAGAACCGCCCGGGAGCCUUCAUCAAGCAGGGCCGGAAGCUGGACGUCGACUUCGGGGAGGAGGGCAACAGGUACUACGAGGCCAACUACUGGCAGUUCCCCGACGGCAUCCACUACGACGGCUGCUCUGACGCCAACGUGACCAAGGAGGUGUUCGUGGCCAGCUGCAUCAAUGCCACCGUGGCGGCCAACCAGGCCGAGUUCGCGCGGGAGAAGCAGGACAAGCUGCACGAGCGCAUCCUCUGGCGGCUGACGCGGGAGCUCUGCUCCGUCAAGCGCUGCGAGUUCUGGCUGGAGCGCGGGGCGGGACUGCGGGUCGCCGAGGACCGGCCGGCGGUGCUCUGCCUGCUGCUGCUGCUUUGGCUCUUGCUGCGAUAAGCCCGCUCCCCGGCCCAGCCCCGCAAGUGCGCUGAAGGUACCAGGGACCGUGAUCCUGCCCGCUUCCAAUGUCGCUCCCAAGUGUGUUUGCAUUCGGCAAGUGUGAGUGUGUGUGUCCAUCCCCUGCAGGCGCCACCGGCUUCUUCAUCGCUGCGUUCUCAGCUCCCAGUGGAGGGCCUGGCGCACCAUACUAGGUAACAAAUGUUUGAUGAAUCCAUAAAUGAACGCAUCAGGAACUGUGCCAAGCACUUCAUCAUACUUCCCAACAACUCUUAGAGGUGGGUGUUAUUCCCGUUUUACAGAUGAGGAAACUGAGGCUCAGAGAGGUGAAGCAGCUCACCCAGAGUCACGCAGCUAGAAAGUGGCAGAGCUGGGAUUCAAGCCCGGCUUGUCCAACCGCAGGUUUUCUGUUCUGUCCGAUCCCAGAGCUGUCUCACUAUCACUUUAUGGCUCUAAAGGACAUAAAUCCAAACAUAUCUCUAAGGAAACUGUAGAAGCUCCACUUUUAAAAGCAAAUGGAAAGACCUGAGCCUACGGCUGUGUGCUUUGAUACCUUGUUACAGAGGUUAUUUUAAUCAUUCUAAUUAAACUAAAAUACAAUAAAGAAAUUAAACGAACAUAGAAAUAAAGCUAGACAAAGCCCAGAAAUCACAUUGUAAGGAAAUAGUGCCGAGAUGAUCCCCAGAACAGACCUACUAUACAGCAGGUUGUGUCUGUGGCAUGAAGAUUUUCUUUUUUUCUUUUAUUUUUUUUUUUACAGAAAGUGUAAGUGUUUGCUGUUCCCAUUCCUGAAAUAUUCCAUGUAUUUAAGAAAAAAAGUUUUAAUGACACAUUUGCUUCUAAUGUCCCCCUAUCCUAUGUACACAUUUUAUAUAUACCCAUAAAAACUUCUAUUAAUAUGCACCCUUUAUAUAGGUGCUCUGCACAAUCUCAAUCAGCCCUUUUAACAUCACUUCUGUAAACCAUGCAUCACUACAAAAAUGUAAGGUUAAAAAGAAAGUGUGUCUUUAGGGAAACCCAACAAACAAUUCAUUCAUGCCAUAAGCAAGACUUUUGACACCACCUUAUUCAUUAAAAAUAUGUAUAACAAAAUCUGAAUAUAAUUUAAAAUCAAAAUAAUAAAUCUAACGCCCUCAGAGAGUACUCUCAGAGA